This is a messenger RNA of Lachancea meyersii CBS 8951, 1239 nucleotides long. NCBI's taxonomy places the organism in Eukaryota, Fungi, Ascomycota, Saccharomycetes, Saccharomycetales, Saccharomycetaceae. The record is from the annotation of a GenBank genome assembly.
AUGGCUCUCGCGGCUCGGAAGAAACUGAUGCCGAAAUCGGCGAUUUUGAUCAGAAAAUACCAACGUCCCAUUAGACUCGGGUUUAUCAGCUUAGUAGCCCUCCUGUGCUUCCUAUUUCUACUCCACACGCCUCCUCAACACUCUUUACAAACGUCCAACAAGGAUGGAAAGGUUUUCAAUAACCUAGUACCUGUCAACCCGCAAACACUGACCAAACCGCACGCAGACAAAGUUCAAAAGGUAGAGUAUCCUGAAAACGACGGAACGCGCGAAAAAGCUGCGUUUGUCACCCUAGCAAGAAACUCAGAUCUGUGGGACCUCGUGCCUUCGAUAAGACACGUCGAAGACCGGUUCAACCGCCGAUUCCAUUACGAUUGGGUGUUUCUCAACGACGAACCGUUCGACAAAGAGUUCAAGCGAGUCACCUCGUCCCUCGUCUCAGGCAAAACAAAGUACGGUGUCAUUUCCAAAGAGCAUUGGUCCGUUCCUGACUGGAUUGACGAGGAAAAGGCCGCGUUGGCAAGAGAUAAAAUGGUAGCAGAAGGCGUCAUUUACGGCGAGUCUGUGCCUUACCGCCACAUGUGUCGUUUCGAGUCCGGUUUUUUCUUUCACCAUGAUCUGCUAAAAGAAUACGAGUACUACUGGCGCGUAGAGCCCGAAAUCCGUCUCUUCUGCGACAUCCACUACGAUGUGUUCCGCUUUAUGAAGAUCAACAAAAAGAAGUAUGGGUUUAUCCUGUCUUUGAGCGAGUACGAGUCAACGAUUCCCACACUCUGGAAAACAACUAAAGAAUUCAUGAAGGAGCACCCAAAGAAUGUCCACAGCAACAAUCUUAUGAACUUCAUUUCUGACGAUAAUGGAGAGACCUACAAUAUGUGCCAUUUCUGGUCCAAUUUCGAAAUCGGAUCGCUUGAUUUUUGGCGCUCUGAAGCCUACCAGGCAUACUUCGAUUACCUUGACAAGACAGGUGGAUUUUUCUACGAACGGUGGGGUGAUGCCCCAGUUCAUUCAAUAGCAGCCGCGCUUUUCUUGGAUAAGACUGAAUUGCACUUCUUCGACGGAAUCGGCUACUACCACCCAGACUUUUACUCCUGUCCUGUGGAAGAGAAUAUAAGAACACAGAACCAGUGUACAUGCAACCCAUCGGACGACAACACAUGGUAUGAUUACUUCUUCUGUACCAGGAAGUAUUUCGAUGCUCAGAAAUUGUCACUUCCGCCAGUUGUGAAUAAAGUUUGA